Molecule: messenger RNA, 1470 nt
Organism: Thrips palmi
Lineage: Eukaryota; Metazoa; Arthropoda; Insecta; Thysanoptera; Thripidae
Product: trithorax group protein osa-like
Exons: 3
Coding region: 466-1470 (334 amino acids)
Source: RefSeq, a predicted model, not a curated record
CUUGCGCGUAGCAUUCGCAUUUAAUUCUAAAGAAAGUAGAUCCCGUUUAUAUUUCUGUAGAAAAGUAUUGAGUGCAUCUAAAUUUCAGCGGAUGUAUCUGAAAAAUCCAGAAUUCAGCAAGGAACUUGUUUUUAUUCAUAAAAAAUCCAAAUUUGGUUCAUUUACUGGGAUAAUUUUUUCAUAGCAGUGCGGAUGAAUAUAUCUUUUUACCCCUAACCUCCUUUCGCGCUACCGAAGUGUAGGCCUAUAAUGCGAAAUGAUGGUGAAUGUUGUGAAGUAAGAGUUUUAUUUCAUAGUUUUAAUGUAUCAAAUUGAAGACUGCGCGAUAUUUUAGUGAUGUGGAUUGUGGUGCACAUAUUAUGAUGUGUGAUGUACACUUUCUCGGAGAAUUUCGAGAGCAAACCAAGUUAAACUGGCUGUGUUUGCUUCGGCGGGGUGUUGGCAGUCGGAGAGGUUUUGCCUAACAUGGCUGCAACGCAAGCGGAACCUCAGCACAAGGAGGCAAUUCGUGAGCAAGUGCAACAAGAGCAGCCCGUGGACGUAGCCAAUUCUGGAUUACAAAAUGGAACAGAGAAGAACGGGAAUCGUGACAAUGUGAGCUGCAAACCGAAAUUGGCUGGCCCGAAGAGCUUGACCGCAAGCUUGGAGAUGAGUCAGUACCGACAGGAGUCGGGUGCAGGACCUCCGAGCAUAAACAGUGAACAGAGUGGAAAUAGUAGUGAUGUGGAUAGUGGUAAAUUAAAUUCCGACAAUUCGGGAAAGCCGUUCUCGGCCAAUUCAGACGCCCCUGGUGACCCGAACUACGGCAAAGUGUCUGAUAAUGCCGCCCCGGGCUAUCCCAUGGGAUACCCAGCCAGAGGAAACUACCAGCACCUGGAUCAGCACCCUGCAGGCAGCAACAAUUCGGAAGUUCACCUACCUUACGGACCUCAGGGCAUGCGGCACAGCUUUCCUGGAAAGCCUCAAGCUGGUGGUCCCAUGAUACCACCUCGACCACCCAGUGCUGGUCCUAAUUCAAACAGCCCUAGUGGACCGUUUCCUCCUCAUGGACAACAACAGAGGUUUAUGUCGGGGCAAAGUAUCUCUCAACCCACUGGACCUACUCCCACCUUGAACCAGCUACUCCAAUCAUCAAACCCAGUGCAUAGAUAUCAAAAUAGUUACGGUGAAAUGAACAUGCAAAAGCCUGGUGAACAAGGCCCGGCUGGAUAUGCUUACAACCAGUGGCCGUCUUCAUAUCCAUCACAGCACAUACCGCAAGGAUACCGCAACCAGAGUCCUUACGGCGGCCAGCAGCCCUACCCGGACCAGCGGCCGUCGUGGGGGUCGCCCGCGCCGCCCGGCCCGGUCAUCCUCCCGGUCACCCUCCCGGCGGCCACCCGCCCGGUCACCCACCCCCCGGUGAGUAAUCGCGUUGGAUCGCCCAGGGAAUCGACGACCCCCAAGCCCUCCGUAAGUGUUGCCUCCUAA